Lachancea lanzarotensis is the source of this 942-nucleotide messenger RNA. RefSeq names its product LALA0S02e11034g1_1 (gene BUB3). Gene Ontology annotation, molecular function: ubiquitin binding. Gene Ontology annotation, biological process: mitotic spindle assembly checkpoint signaling. The record is from RefSeq and is a predicted model, not a curated record. The coding region runs from base 1 to 942 and encodes 313 amino acids. The transcript has a single exon. Gene Ontology annotation, cellular component: mitotic checkpoint complex; bub1-bub3 complex; kinetochore. NCBI's taxonomy places the organism in Eukaryota, Fungi, Ascomycota, Saccharomycetes, Saccharomycetales, Saccharomycetaceae.
AUGAAAUUCGAGAGCUUAAUCGACAGUCCAAAAGACUACGUCUCUAGCCUUCUGGUUGCGCCAGAAAACCCACAUUUAAUAGUUACAGCCUGGGAUGGUACGGCAUCGUUGUACGAUCACGAGAAAAACAAGCUCUUAGAGCGAAUUAAGCACGAUUAUGGCCUUUUAAGCAGCACCUGGACACUUUGGGGCAAAAUCUGCGUGGGUUCGGUCCAAGGCGAGGUGUUGGAAGUGGAUUUUGAGUCUGGGAAAUUCGAUUUGAUGUCUGAGCAAGCAACGCUGGGAGUCAACGCUAUGAGCAGCAGUAAUGGGAAUGUCGUAGCCGGCUCUUGGGACGGUAGUUUGCAAGUGAUAGACCCCAGAACAAGCAAAGUAGAGUACCAUCAAAAACGGUUUUCAGAAAACCGUAAAGUGCUUGCUCUCGAUUCCAACGAGGACAUCGCAGUGGUGGCAUACACUGGCGGAAAGGUGGUCGUUUACGAUCUCAGAAACAUGGACCAACCUGUGGGGACACAAGAUUCGGGUCUAAAGUUUCAAACCCGCGACAUCAAACUGAUGCCGCAAGGCCAAGGCUACGCACAGAGCUCGAUCGAUGGCAGGGUAGCGGUCGAGUAUUUCGAUAAUGAGUCGCAGAGACUUGCCUUCCGCUGUCAUCGCAUGAACCUGACCGAUAGUCAGUUUGUUUUCCCCGUGAACUCGCUUGCGUUCAGUUCCAAGACAAAUCGUCUGUACACGGGAGGUUCGGAUGGGAAAGUGUUUGCUUGGAACAUCGAAACCCGCAAGAAGACUGAACAGCUACUUAAGACUGAGGAAAGUGUUGUGAGACUGGCAGCGCACGACGAUAUGUUGUUUGUGGCUGCUACAGACGACUCUUUCAAGACUAUGGCUACAGUGCAAGACGUGGAAAUUCCGAGCAGCCGAAUUUAUUUUACAAAACUAUAA